UUUAUUAUUAAUACUACAGAAGUUUAUAAUAUUAUUCCCAACAUGAAAAUAACAGCUUUGACACUCAUAAUGCUCCUCUUGACCUUCGUGGGCACCUCUAUGGCACAAGCUUCUAGUACUUCAGAGUUACAAGAGAUUGAUGAGGUAGGAAGCAUCACUGGCUGUAUUGGCUUCGCUUGGAGUGUCUCUUUCUUCCUAAUCAAGUUCAUCCCAGUGAUCAUUGCUGGCGACUCCCAAAAGAUGUUUGAAAUGGCAUUUGAGAUUCCAAGAUUAGUCCAGAUUCUUUUCCAAAGAUGCUUAAACUAACUUUUUAUUCAUAUUUACCUGAAUGUA
Moneuplotes crassus is the source of this 333-nucleotide messenger RNA. NCBI's taxonomy places the organism in Eukaryota, Ciliophora, Spirotrichea, Euplotida, Euplotidae. The record is from the annotation of a GenBank genome assembly.